Molecule: messenger RNA, 2146 nt
Organism: Anopheles funestus (African malaria mosquito)
Lineage: Eukaryota; Metazoa; Arthropoda; Insecta; Diptera; Culicidae
Gene: Grasp65
Product: Golgi reassembly-stacking protein 2
Exons: 3
Coding region: 149-1846 (565 amino acids)
Biological process (GO): Golgi organization
Cellular component (GO): Golgi apparatus
Molecular function (GO): protein binding
Source: RefSeq, a predicted model, not a curated record
AUUAUGACAUUUGUCAAAUGUUUGUAGGCUCAUACAAAAAAGAUAAAAAAACUUUUCUCUCCAUUUACUUUGGCUUUCGUGUCGUCGGCUUUUUAUCGUGUAUAAUUGGACAAAUUGAAGUUAAAUUCGGAUAUUUAGGAUAAUCGAGAUGGGACUUUCGCACAGUAUUGCCGUUCCUGGUGGAGGAACCGAAGGAUACCAUGUUUUACGGGUGCAAGACAACUCGCCAGGCAAAACGGCCGGACUGGAGGCAUUUUUUGACUUUAUUCUUGCCAUCGGCAACACACGCCUGGACCAAGAUAACGAUACGCUCAAGGAGCUACUGAAGGGAAACAUCGACAAAGAGAUCCAGAUGACAGUGUACAGCAGCAAAACGCAAAACAUUCGCUUGGUGGACAUUACGCCGAGCAGUACCUGGGGUGGACAGGGUCUGCUCGGGGUCAGCAUACGGUUUUGCUCGUUCGAGGGCGCCAACGAAAAUGUGUGGCACAUUCUAGAGGUGCAUCCAUCGUCACCGGCAGAGGAAGCCGGGCUCAUACCGUUCACGGACUACAUCAUUGGUGCCGAUUCGAUACUGCACGAAAGCGAAGACCUGUUUACGCUCAUCGAAUCCCAUGAGGGUCGGCCACUGAAAAUGUACGUGUACAAUACGGAUCUCGACCGGUGCCGUGAGGUGACGAUAACACCGAACUCGAAAUGGGGUGGUGAAGGAAGUCUCGGAUGUGGUAUUGGGUACGGUUAUUUGCAUAGGAUACCGAUUCGGCUGUUACCGAGCGAUGGAAAGGAUCCCCUGAGUGCUGCGGCACAAUCGGUCCCGGUUGUGCCGGUCGGUGCUACUGCCAUGUUCCCGACAGCUUCGACGACUGGUGCAAUGGCAGGAUCUACCGUAGACACGACCAAUGCCAACCGUUCCAUGCCAUUCAUUCCGAUGGUGCCCCCUUUGGCGAACACUUUCGCACCACAGGCUAAUAAUGCCGUCCAUGAUCUGCUUACGGUGUCACAGCCAAGCAACACAUUGACAGGCACAGCAACGACGACACCGGCAGUGGGUGAUUUGAGCAGUCAGUUUGCGGCCUUGUCCACGGCGGCCGGCCCAACAGAUCAAGUGAAUAAUAACGUUGAAACACAAACGACACCAACGCAACCGAUUUAUAAUAACAACGCAGGCCAACCGGGAGAGGUAGCAUCGCCACCGAUUCACGUCGGUCCGGCCAUUUAUACACCACCCGCAGGAUUGGUAGAUGUGCAAGCUGUAAUCCCUGCUACAAAUGGAGACACUGUACCUUCUCAACAACAGGGACCGCCGCCGGCUAAUCUUUCCUAUCCGCCAUCUUCCAUUUCCUCGUUACCGACCGCAGCGAAUCCCUACUCCAAGGCUAGUGCUGUGCCACCACCAUCGACACUGGCCAGCGAUUUCUAUCAAAUGUACGGAACGACGGUUGUGCCGGCUAGCAACAGCACCAUUGUAUCGACCCCCAACAGCUACGCCAUGUCCUCCACGAUUGACUUUCUGCAGAGCCAACAACCACAACCGAUGCAACCACAGCAACCCUGGGGCACACAGCCCCCAAUUCAGAUGUACUCCACGUAUCCUCAGGUGCAACCGAUUCCGGACCCGUCGCCCGCCCACCAAUCGGCGGUUGCUGGUGGUUCGGUUCCGGCCGCAUCUUCACUAUUCCAAAGCAGCGCCGUUACGACACCCAUCUCCCUGCCCGGCAUGCCGCCGAUAACGGUUAGUGCUACGAUCCAGCCGGAAGCGCUCCGUGGUCUGCAGUUUACCAAUGCACCCGUUGCGAGCGGCCAACAGCAACCACCGCUAAUGACGAUGCCCCCCACGUUGCAAUGAAUGUCGACCUUUCGAAAUGCGAACCUCUCUCUCGUAUGAGGAGCAAAACCGGUAAAUGUGCAAUCGGUGGGUUUGUACAUAGAAGCAAUCCAUUCGUUUGAUCCAGCUUUCGUGUCUUGUUCGAAAGCUUAUCGAUUUAUGAAAGUCGAUUGAGAACGAAGGAUAAUUUGGUGCAUUUGGUUGCCCUGGGUGACACGCCAGAUAAACACACGUAUAAUUUUUAUCUUGCGCUUUAUGUUACACUUAAGUUUAGUCAAUCUAUGAAUGGAGAUAAAGUAUCGUUAUCAAUAUUAAAACUAA